This is a messenger RNA of Brassica rapa (field mustard), 3366 nucleotides long. Its product is annotated as cyclin-A2-4. The record is from RefSeq and is a predicted model, not a curated record. Lineage: Eukaryota; Viridiplantae; Streptophyta; Magnoliopsida; Brassicales; Brassicaceae. Gene Ontology annotation, molecular function: cyclin-dependent protein serine/threonine kinase regulator activity. Gene Ontology annotation, biological process: mitotic cell cycle phase transition.
UACUCGACUGUUAAGUAUAUUAAUCAAAUAUGACAUAUUAAAUAAUUAAUGAAAUGAAUCUACUAUGACUUUUGUACAAUAGUUUUUUGUACUUUUUUAGAGUGAAUUCUGUCUGGGAGCUUAUGGUCAAGUGAUAAGAAAAAAUACUUGGGAUGUCAACACAUUUCAGGUUUGAUUCAGCUGCCAUGUAAAACUAAGUCACAUGUUACUUAAAUCUAUCUAUGAACUGUACAUCUUUUUUGGAAUUAGUUUGGACUCUUCUGUGAAAAUAAAACGGGGUUUUUAAGUUCUACAAAUAACUGACAACAGAAAACGAACAUAUAAAGAUCAACAGAAAUGUAAAAAUAAAAGCUAAACAAGAAGACUGAUUCAGGGGUGAAAUUUGCAUUUGGUCUUUGUUUUUAUUUUACUAGUUAGUUCUUUUAAAUAUUUUUAAAGUUUGAAAUUUUACUAUUAAAAAAACUGAAGGAAUCCUACUCCGAAUCUUAAAAACCUGAACAGAGUUUGUAACUUAAUCACUUUUAUUCACCUUUAAAGCAAAAUGAUGUUUUAUAUUUUAUAAUCACUUUUAUUUACCUUCGGAUGAAUAGCCACGCUGUGUAGAGUAACACCAAAUUUUUAAAUAGAGUCACAGUGCAUGGGAAAACGUAACAGUUCCUCGAUCGUUCCUUCACUUUAUUUGUUUAAAUUUUAAAUGUUACUGACAAAAUAAAUGAGAAAACAUUCGAAAAGAAAGAGAAAAAAAAACACCUGCAUGAGAAAUCAAACCUCAUUAAUUUACAACAAGUUAAUGGUGAAAUGAAAAUGAGUCAGAGAACCCAAAAAUAGCAAAUGUGAUUAUGUGAUUAAAAUGUAGAAAAGGUAAAAUGAUCACUAAACAGAAUCUAUGAAAAAUUAUGUGCAAUCACAUACUCAAAAUUGAAAGAAUUAAACACUAAUCACAAUAAACUCUGAGUUAUUUUCUUGUUUGAUGGUCAAAACAGUCAACAAGUUUAGGUAGAGAGAACUAUAAGAAGUACAUAAAUAAACAUUUCUUUCUAAUAAUAAAGUUUUAAAAGUGAAAUAUUAAAUUAAUAUCUUAAAACACUCCUUGAUAAAAUCCCGCUCACUUCCACAGACAGACAAGCGUCCCUGCAUCUGCAUAAAAGGGAAUUCACUAUACAUUUACUUUCUCUCCAUCUGCCCCCCCAAAGCUCCCAAAAUAACUUUUCUUUUUGAAGAAUUUGAUCUGGAGCCUAGUAAGUUCCCAUCGCAGUCUGUCUCUAUCUUCUCUGUUUUUUUUUUUUUUAUAAAUGUAAUGUUGUUCGCACGCGCACCUGCAUCUUCUCUGUUCCGAUGUGUUUUUUUUCUUCUUGAGAGUUUUUCUGUUUGUUUUCUUGGAUAAAAGAAAAUGUGAGUUGAUUCAUUCCUCCUUGGUGUUUCUAAGAGCUGAUCGAUAAGGUUCUUUUGUGAGAUGAGAUCUUGCAGCUCCACAUUUUUCUCAUUGGUCUGUUUCCUGAGAUAAAGUGGAUGCUUCCUAGAAGAAGAAGAAAGAAGCUUAAUGUACUUCUUUCUUUUAAAAAAUUCCGAUUAUUAAUCGGUAAUAUACACAUUAUUUUGUUUUAUAAACUUUAGAUUAUGGAAUACUACUUUCCCUAAAUCUGCUGCGACUUUUCAAUUUCCCUUCAUUUUUUCAUUUUUUUUUCAUGGUUUGAUGAGGUCGUGAGGGUUUUCCUGCAAUACUGUUUGAUUUUUCUUCAAUUAAGUAAAUGAAUUUUUUUUUUGAGAUUUUUGGAACUUGAAUGUAUCUUCCCCAACCAUUGUUCAUAGGAAGGUUUGAAAAGAGAAAGAGUCUUCUCUGUCUCAUUUGAUCAACUUCCUUUUUUGCACUAAAAAGUUUUAUAUGCAUUGGUUUUUUUCCAUGCUAGCUUCUAUGUCUUACCUGGAUAUAGAUCUGUUGUCUCUCCUAUUGCAUCUUCAUAUCAUUGAUCUUCUACUUCAAUUCCACAGAUCUCUAGUUGAAGCUGAUCUUCUGCCAAGACGAAUCAAAAGGUGUUGUUGGAUCGUCUCAGCAGAGUUUCUCAAGCCAUGGGGAAUGAGAAAGCCGUUUCUGGAAACACCAUACCUCUCCAUCCUCGCCCUAUAACUCGUGCCCUUGCGCGAGCUUCUUCUAAUCUUACAACAUCUUCAGAAGGGGCUGUUGCUACAACACUGAUCAACAACCAGGGAAGGGUUUUGAGAGCAAACAGUAAAAGAACAGCCUCGGAUGAUAAGAAUGCCAAUGCACCUAAGAGGCGAGCUGUUCUUAAUGAUAUCACAAACGUUGCCUGCGAGAAUAAAAUUCAGAUAAAGAAGGGAAGGGCAAGUUCCUCCAGGGUUACAAACGCAGAGGUACAAGUUGUGUGUAAAGGCACAAACGAAGCAUCUUCUUGUAGCUUUACCGAAAAGCCUAGUUCCAAGUUGCCACCAAGACCCCCUGGGAGAUCAACUUCCACAGUUAAAAGAAUCUGUGUUGGAGGAAGUUCCACUGUGGCAAGUAUCCCAAAAUUCAUUGACAUUGAUUCAGAUGUUAAGGAUCAUCUACUCUGUAGCCUAUAUGCACCUGAAAUACACUACAACAUGCGUGUUGCUGAGCUUAAACGCCGACCAUCUCCUGAUUUUAUGGAGAGAACACAAAGAGAUGUGACUAAGACAAUGCGUGGAAUCCUUGUUGAUUGGCUUGUUGAGGUCUCAGAGGAAUACACACUUGUACCUGACACUCUCUACCUCACAGUGUAUCUCAUAGAUUGGUUUCUACAUGGGAACUACAUUGAAAGACAAAGACUUCAAUUGCUCGGAGUCACUUGUAUGCUCAUUGCCUCGAAGUAUGAGGAAAUCUAUGCGCCACGCAUUGAAGAGUUCUGUUUCAUCACGGACAACACUUACACAAGAGAUCAGGUCUUGGAAAUGGAGAGCCAAGUACUGAAGCAUUUUAGUUUUCAGAUUUACACUCCCACUUCAAAAACAUUCCUCAGAAGAUUUCUCAGAGCAGCUCAAGCUUCUCACGUGAUGCCAAGUGUGGAAAUGGAGUUUCUGGCGAAUUAUCUAACGGAAUUGACGUUAGUAGAGUGUGAAUUCUUGAAGUUUCUUCCUUCGGUUAUAGCUGCUUCGGCUGUUUUUCUUGCCAAGUGGACUAUGAACCAAUCAAGCCACCCUUGGAAUGCAACACUGGAGCAUUACACAACGUAUAAAGCCUCGGAUCUUAAAGCAUGUGUUCAGGCCUUGCAAGAACUGCAGCUUAACACCAAAGGAUGUCCACUAAACUCUAUACGUAUGAAGUACAAACAAGACAAGUUCAAAUCCGUGGCGGUGUUCACUUCUCCGGAGCUACCUGAUAGGCUAUUUUGA